AUGGCUGCUGCACAGGAUAGCUCAACGGCCAGCGAGACCCAGAUCUCGGUGGACCGCAAGCAGCAUGACGAUAGCAGGAAGGAAAUGGCCGUGGAUGAAGAGGCGACAUCGAGCCCUAUAUCAAAAGCACGCAGCGGCGUUCUCAACGUCGCCAUUGCAGGGCUUGCUCUCUUUAGCGAUGGAUACAACGCCCAAAUCAUUGGCUACAUGGAGCCUUUAUUCUCUGUCUUAUACCCCAACUCCAUGUCCUCCGAUAUCAAGUCUCGAUUGUCCAACUCGUUUCUGAUCGGUGAGAUCUUUGGUAUGAUCUUCUUCGGUGCCUUAAUCGACCGACUGGGUCGGAGAACUGGUGUUAUUGCAGCCACCUUGUUCCUCGUUCUUGGUGUCGCCCUCGCUGCCGCUUCCCACGGAACGUCAGAGCUGGGGAUGUUCUGGAUGAUGAUCAUCUCUCGGGGGAUCGCUGGCUUUGGCGCUGGCGGCGAGUAUCCUGUAUGCGCGACAAGCGCAACAGAAGCCGCUGAUGAAACAGCAAAACUUCGCAAGAAACGAGGCUUUCUCGUCGCGUCGACAACGGACUUUGCCAUUGACAUGGGCUUUGUCGCUGCCGGCAUCGUCGCGCUGAUUGUACUCGCGUGCUUCCACCAGGAAGCCCGCCAGGGUGUCUGGAGAGUGUGCUUUGGCCUGGGCUUCGUGCUCCCGGUCAUCAUCUGCUUCUUCCGAAUCCGCAUGAUCAACUCGACGCAGUACCGUAAGCAUGCGAUCAAGUCCAGGUAUCCGUACUGGCUGGUGCUGAAAAGAUAUUGGAAGCCAAUGCUGGGAACAUCUCUCGCCUGGUUCUGCUACGACUUCGUCACGUAUCCAUUCGGCCUCUUCUCGUCCACCAUCAUCUCGCAAAUGAACCCUGACAACACGACCAUUCAAAACAUCGGUUGGGGCACCGUGAUUAACUGCUUCUACCUGCCCGGCUGCCUCCUCGGUGGCCUGCUAAUGGACCGCAUCGGCCGUAAACAGACAAUGACAUUGGGCUUUCUCAUCUGGUCCAUCUGGGGCUUCAUCCUGGGAGGCGCUCUCGGUCCCAUCCAGUCCGUCUUCCCGCUCUUCAUCGUCAUGUACGGCAUCUUCAACGCGCUUGGUGAAAUGGGCCCAGGCGUGUCAACAUUUCUGUGCGCCGCCGAAUCCUUCCCUACCCCGUUGCGAGGCCACUUUCUUGGCUUUGCAGCGGCGGUUGGCAAGGCUGGGGCGAGCAUUGGGACAGAGGUAUUUACGCCUAUCCAGGACUCGUUUGGCGAUGUCGGUAAGGGACAGCAGGCCGUGUUCUUGAUUGGGUCUGCGUUUACGAUUGUGGGAGGGAUUAUCGCAUGGUGGCUGAUUCCGGAUAUGCAGCGGGAAUUGGAAAGCGAGGACAUCAAGUUCCGGGCAUAUUUGGAAGAUAAUGGCUAUGAUGCUGCAGGGCUUGGGGCAUGA
Aspergillus puulaauensis is the source of this 1464-nucleotide messenger RNA. RefSeq lists its product as uncharacterized. The transcript is spliced from 8 exons. The record is from RefSeq and is a predicted model, not a curated record. Gene Ontology annotation, biological process: carboxylic acid transport; transmembrane transport. The coding region runs from base 1 to 1464 and encodes 487 amino acids. NCBI's taxonomy places the organism in Eukaryota, Fungi, Ascomycota, Eurotiomycetes, Eurotiales, Aspergillaceae. Gene Ontology annotation, molecular function: carboxylic acid transmembrane transporter activity. Gene Ontology annotation, cellular component: plasma membrane.